Molecule: messenger RNA, 2649 nt
Organism: Hylaeus volcanicus
Lineage: Eukaryota; Metazoa; Arthropoda; Insecta; Hymenoptera; Colletidae
Gene: ncm
Product: pre-mRNA-splicing factor CWC22 homolog
Exons: 2
Coding region: 291-2438 (715 amino acids)
Biological process (GO): mRNA splicing, via spliceosome
Cellular component (GO): catalytic step 2 spliceosome
Molecular function (GO): protein binding; RNA binding
Source: RefSeq, a predicted model, not a curated record
GAAGAAAGCGAGGUUAGGUUCGCAAGCUUGGUUGAAUGCAGGCUGCAGGUUUUGUUGCAUGCCAAUCACAAACGCUUACUAUUUAAUAGUUUACAACUAAGUGUAAUUUAAUAUAACUAAGUGCUAAUUAAGUGAUCGAAGCUGACUUGUCAAGAAUUUAAUAUUCUUUCGUGUGCCUAAUUUUGUGUAUUCCGUGGAACAAGUUAUGAAUAACUAUUUGAGGUUAUUCUACAGAAGAAACUAGUGAAAAUUUGUUAGAACAUUAUUACGUUUCUUUAUAAAGCCUAAAAAUGAAGAGGUCACAUUCUAGAAGGGACAGAAGCGAUUAUGACAGAGAUCGUCAUAGACACAGUUCACGAGAUAGACAUUAUCAUAAUGAUAGAAGUAGUAAAAGAAACGAUCAAUACAGGAGAAACUAUGAUUCUGAAGAAUAUACAGGUGAAAGAUAUUAUGGACGACAAGAUGUAAAAAAAUCAAGAGAUCGUGAGAAAGAUGUCAGAAGGAAACCAGAAAAAGACAAAGUUAUUGAUAAAGAAAUGGAGAAAAAACAAGGUAAAAAUGCUCCUGAUGAAGCAACUGAAAGACAGAAUCGAACAGUUGAGUUAUUAACUUCGAGAACUGGCGGUGCUUAUAUUCCACCUGCAAAGUUACGUAUGAUGCAAGCAGAAAUCACAGAUAAAUCAGGAGCGGCGUAUCAGCGUAUUGCAUGGGAAGCCCUCAAAAAAUCUAUACAUGGUCAUAUUAACAAAGUUAAUGUUAGUAACAUUGGACUUAUAACUCGAGAGCUUCUAAAGGAAAAUAUUGUUAGAGGUAGAGGUUUGCUUGCUCGAUCUAUAAUUCAAGCUCAAGCAGCCUCGCCUACCUUUACUUCUGUUUACGCGGCUCUCACCGCAAUCAUCAAUUCAAAAUUUCCUAAUAUCGGAGAAUUAAUACUAAAACGUCUUGUAAUACAGUUCAAACGCGGUUUUAGAAGAAAUGACAAACCUCUUUGCAUAUCCUCCGGAACUUUUAUAGCACAUUUAGUAAACCAAAGAGUGGCACAUGAAAUUUUAGCAUUAGAAAUCUUAACGUUAUUGGUAGAGACACCAACAGAUGAUUCAAUCGAAGUAGCAAUUGCAUUUCUAAAAGAAUGUGGUAUGAAGUUAACCGAAGUAUCUAGGAAAGGUAUCGAAGCUAUAUUCGAAAUGUUAAGAAACAUAUUACACGAAGGGCAAUUAGAUAAAAGAGUUCAGUAUAUGAUAGAAGUUAUGUUUCAAGUACGAAAAGAUGGAUUUAAAGAUCACGAAGCUGUUCCAGAAGAACUUGAUCUCGUCGAAGAAGAAAAUCAGUUUACCCAUCUAGUUACACUAGAUGAAGCAACUGAUUCUCAAGACAUACUGAACGUGUUUAAGUUUGAUGCAGAAUAUAUCACUAACGAAGAGAAAUAUACACAAUUAAGUAAAGAAAUAUUAGGUUCGGACGCUAGCGGUUCAGAAUCCGAAGAAGGUGACGAAGAGGAAAGUUCGGACGAAGACAGUAGCACUGCCGUAGCAGAAGGGAAAGAAGAUGUAAUCAUAGAUAAUACAGAAACAAAUUUAACAGCUCUUAGACGAACGAUAUAUUUAACGAUACACUCGUCGCUUGAUUUCGAAGAAUGCGCACAUAAAUUGAUGAAAAUGCAGUUAAAACCUGGCCAGGAAACUGAACUUUGUCAUAUGUUUUUAGACUGUUGCGCGGAAAUGAGAACGUAUGAGAAAUUUUUCGGGCUUUUAGCUGGAAGGUUUUGUGCGAUUAAUAAAAUGUAUGUUACCCCAUUCGAACAAAUAUUCCGCGAUUCGUAUAAUACGAUUCACCGUUUAGACACAAAUAAGUUGCGUAACGUGUCAAAAUUUUUUGCUCAUUUAUUAUUCACUGACUCUAUAUCUUGGGAAGUAUUAUCUUGCAUUAAAUUAACCGAAGAAGACACAACAAGUUCGAAUAGAAUAUUUAUCAAAAUCUUAUUUCAAGAACUUUCCGAGUAUAUGGGAUUAUCGAAGCUUAAUCUACGCGUUAAAGACGUUACGCUACAAGAAGCGUUCGAAGGAUUGUUCCCCAGGGAUGAUCCAAAAAAUACUCGUUUCGCUAUAAACUUUUUUACGUCCAUUGGUUUGGGCGGGCUUACAGACGAUUUAAGAGAACAUUUAAAAUCUCACCCCAAACCCACUAUAAUACCUACCAUAGAAGAAAAAAGCGAAAGCGUUUCGAAUACCGACGAGUCUGUCCCCGGGAGUUCAAAUGCAUCAUCCUCGUCCUCGUCGUCAUCUAGUAGUUCAAGUUCGGACGAGUCAGACGCGUCUUCAGUCGAAGUGAUAAAACAAAAGAAAAAGUCACGGAAAGAACGAAAAAAGAAACAGGCUUCGAAACCCAAAAAACAGAAACAUAAGAAAAAAGAAAAGCGUAAAACAAAAAAGUCCAAGUAGAACAUUUUUGCACGAAUAAUGUUUCCCUCGCCUCUGUGGUUCCGAUCAUUUUCUAAAUGAUACAUUUAGAAACCCUGUAAAUACACUGUUAACGAGAGUAUGCAACUUUUGUGGCCGAUUAUACAAAUAAAUACCUAUAACAUAAUGUAUAUAUUUAUCAUAAUGUUCUUCAAACAUUUCUUAUUUUGAAUAAAGAUAUUUUUAUCAAUAA